Perca flavescens (yellow perch) is the source of this 5750-nucleotide messenger RNA. Its product is annotated as contactin-1a. The transcript has 25 exons. Gene Ontology annotation, cellular component: plasma membrane; axon. Bases 498 to 3557 code for a protein of 1019 amino acids. The record is from RefSeq and is a predicted model, not a curated record. Gene Ontology annotation, biological process: axon guidance; brain development; cell-cell adhesion. Lineage: Eukaryota; Metazoa; Chordata; Actinopteri; Perciformes; Percidae. Gene Ontology annotation, molecular function: cell-cell adhesion mediator activity.
UAACAGUUACCAAAUGGAAAGUGAACUCAAAAGACAGAUCUAUUUCUCAGGAGUAGGUGGAGACCAACAGAGCUGAAAUGAGAGUAGAUACAGGACUUAAAUUUGUCUGCUGGCCUGAAAGACGACUUCAGAUGAAUGCCACUUGCUGGAGUCUAUUUCAAGGUCAUCCUCAUGUGCUGGGGAACUUACAGGAGGAACCCGGGACACCACUGUGGGAGCCACUGCUCCAUGGCCCUUUGGAACAAGCAGGUCUAGCGCCCCCAAGCUGACAGUCAUAACCCUUCAUCCAAUCCGCGGGGACAGGACCGCUGCUCUGUCAGUUUAUUUCCCGGCUCCUGAGCGCCCGGCGAUGCGGUGCUGAGCAGUGGUGAGCAUCGUGAAGGACGCACGGACGGACGCAUUUGCCCGCUACGGAAGGAAAACCAGGCAGUCCUGCUAAUGUUCCAUCAGCUGAGCUUCUAGCUGUAACCCCUGCAGGUGGUCCUCACUUCAACAUCAUGCUGCACCUCACCCUGCUCCUCCAUGUCCUGGUCCUCUCUCUCUCCCCUGCAGAUGCAUCAAUGCAUGGCGAAGUACCUGACUUUUAUGAAGACGAAGCCACAGGUUACGGGCCGGUGUUUGAGGAGCAGCCGGUGGAUAUCAUCUACCCCGAGGAGUCACCCGAGGCAAAAAUUACCAUGAGCUGCCGGGCUCGGGCCAAUCCACCUGCCACAUACAAGUGGAUUAUGGAGGACAUGGAAAUUGACUUGAAUGCACAAGGAAGCCACUACAGUUUAGUAGGAGGCAACUUGGUCAUCAGCAACCCCAUUAAAACCAAACAUGUAGGACAGUACUUCUGUUUGGCUACCAACAAGUACGGCACGGUCAUCAGCCGAGAGGCCUCAGUCCAGUUUGGAUAUCUCGAUCUUUUCUCAUCUGAGGAGAGGGAGUCGGUGCACGUCAAAGAGGGACAGGGGGCAGUGCUGCUCUGCGCUUCUCCACCUCACUAUCCAGCCGAGCUGUCAUUCCGAUGGAUCCUCAAUGAAUUCCCUACCUUCAUCCCACUGGACAAGAGGCGUUUUGUCUCCCAGAUAACGGGUAACCUCUACAUCUCCAAGGUGGACUCCUCCGACAGCGGCAACUACUCUUGCAUUGCGUCCAGCCAAUCCAUUUCCAAGAGCGUUUUCUCCAACUACAUCCCCCUCGUACCUAUUGCUGAACGUCCCAUCCGGAAAUACCCUGCUGACCUCAAAGUCAAGUUCCCAGACACCACUGCUCUGGUGGGGCAGAAUAUCACCUUGGAAUGCUUCGCUUUGGGAAACCCCGUCCCUGAGAUCCGCUGGAAGAAGUUAGACGGACAGCUGCCACCCAAUCACGAGGUGCGGAUGGCGGGGGCUCAUCUGCACCUGUACAAUGUGCAGUUUGAAGACGGAGGCAGCUAUCAAUGUGAGGCAGUGAACUCGAAAGGAAAGGACUACCAUGCUGCACGUGUGUCUGUAGAAGCUUUCCCUGAGUGGGUAGAGCACAUCAGCAGCACAGAGAAAGACCUCAGUAGUGAUUACACUAUGUCCUGCAUAGCCAGUGGCAAACCAGAACCACGCAUCCGCUGGCUGAAAAAUGGAGAACCGUCUGAUAGGAAAGAGAUGAGGUUCAGCAGCUUGACGUUUGACGAUUCAGGGAUGUACCAGUGCAUUGCAGAGAAUCACCACGGAGUCAUAUAUGCCAAUGCAGAACUGCGUGUUUAUGCCUGUGCUCCCACAUUUGAACACAACCCAGUGAAGAGAGUCCUGGCACCUAAAAACGGCCGGGUGGUGAUCCAAUGUCGACCCAAAGCGGCUCCAAAGCCCACCUUCUCUUGGAGCAAAGACACCGAGCUACUUUACAACUCCACCAGGGUGUUUAUCUGGGAGGAUGGGAGCCUGGAGAUCCUCAACGUGACCAGCGCUGAUGAAGGCAGGUACACCUGCUUCGCCGAGAAUGACCGGGGCAAGGCCAACAGCACGGGCUCUCUGUUGGUUACAGAGUCCACAAAGAUCACCAUGGCACCGUCCAAUGCUGACGUUAAAGUGGGUGAGAACACCAGGAUGCAGUGUGCUGCGUCCCAUGACCCCUCACUGGACAUCACCUUCAUUUGGUCCCUGGAUGGCCGGGUCAUUGACCUGCACAAGGACAGUCAACAUUAUGAACGCAUUCUGAAUGGAAGUUCAAACGGCGAGCUACUGAUUAAGAGCCUCCAGUUGAAGCAUGCCGGACGCUACACCUGCACUGCACAGACCCCCAUUGACAAUGUCACCGCCUCUGCCCACCUUGUUGUCAGGGGUCCCCCCGGUGCCCCAGGUGGGGUGCGAGUGAUGAACAAAACUGACAAGAAUGUAACAUUGCAGUGGAGCCGUGGAGCAGACAACCACAACCCCAUCUCCAAAUAUACCAUCCAGUACAGGGACUCCUUCUCAAAAGAAGUCUGGAAGAAUGCCACUACAUCUCCUACAGAUGUAGAGGGGAAUACAGAGAUGGCCACAGUGGUGGAUUUGUUCCCCUGGAUAGAAUAUGAGUUCAGAGUGAUUGCCACUAGCGCUCUGGGGACAGGAGAGCCGAGCAGCCCGUCACCUAAAGACAAAACCCUGGAAGCAAUUCCUGUGGUGGCGCCCUCAGACGUCGGCGGCGGUGGAGGGAGUAGCAGAGAACUGACCAUCACGUGGACGCCUGUACAGCCACAGUACUACUAUGGGCCUAAUUUUGGCUACAUUGUGGCCUUCAAACCACAAGAUGGACACGAGUGGAGUAAGGUGACGGUUGCUGACCCGCAAGCCAAGCGCUAUGUCCACAAAGACCCCUCCAUCCCUCCAUCGACAGAGUUUCAAGUCAAAGUCAAAGCCUUCAACAGCAAAGGAGAGGGACCCUUCAGCCUAACAGCUAUCAUUUAUUCUGCACAGGACGCUCCAUCUGAAGCUCCUGUAAGUGUUGACGGCAGAGCUCUCUCUGCCACAGAAGCCAUAGUGUGGUGGCUGCCUCUCUCACAGAGCAAUAUCGAUGGAUACCAGGUGAAGUACUGGAGGAAUCAGGAAGACAGUGAGGGGCGGGCCCAGAGGGUGGUGGUACCUGGCAGUGAGAACCACACCAGGCUGGAGGGUAUGAAGCCUGACUCCCACUACCUUAUUGAGGUUCGGGGCUACAACUCUGCAGGAUAUGGGCCGGCCAGCGAGCACCUCCAGAUCCACACCAAGAAAGCCCCUCCAAGUCGACCUCCCAGAAUAGCUGGUAAAAAAUUAAAGGGCCGGAAAGUAAAUAUUGUCUGGGAACAUGUGGAACCACUUGCUAACGAGGCACCGGUGGAUGGUUACAAAGUGCUGUGCAGGCAGCAGGGCCACUCCACAGGCACUCUGUACACAACCAGUAAGCAGAGCAUAGACCUUCUCCUGCCCACAGACGGGAACUACGUGGUGGAGGUCCGGGCGCACACAGAGGGGGGAGAUGGGGCCGUGGCACAAGUCAACAUCACAGGUGGAAGUGUCAUAUCCGCCCCGUCUCUCAGCGUACUCUCCCUGCUCCUGGUGGCUCUCCUCUGCCUGAACCUCUGAAUGUAGCGCCAUCUUUGUCUUCACUUUCCGUGAAGUAGACUCUUUAUGGUUGACGCCUAUGAGGACUUUGGGACUCUUUCCACAAUCUUUUGGUUCUACCCCGUAACCCGGGACGUCUUAUUCCAACUCUUCCCCUCUGGAAUAUGUUUGUGGAAAUAGACACAGAAAAGGAAAAAUUGGAAAUGGACAAAGACAUCCCUUAUUUAUCCACAAAAAGCCUCUUUGGAGGAGUGUCAAAGGAGUUCUGUCAACUUUUUAAAUAUGCCUUAUAUAAACGACUGCACUUAUCUUUCACAAUAACUUGUUUGAAAAUGGAUCAUGACUGAAAGUGUGAACAUUACACUUAAGGUUGGCUGUUAAGUCUAUUUACAAUAUGAAGCCGACCUUUCUUAUGUAGAUAAAGAAGCUGUUUGUUCAGAUACGUGGGCUUCAUUUGAUCUAUGAUAUUUUAGAAAAUCUACCCUAGACUGCAUUCCAUAGUAUAAGGUAAACAAGUAGCUGUGAAGGAUAAGUGUAUGGGUUUAUAAAAAUGUCUUUGUCUUUCUUUACUUGCAGUUCAGUGUCAUUUUCUUCUAUUUUCUUUUUAAAAUGAAGCAGACCCUUUGUUACAGAGAUACAGUCAAAGCAAAUCUCAUCCUUUCAUACUGGAUUUUUUAUUAAUAAACAUCUUAGAGGAAAGAGCAAUUUAUGUCAUGCUGAAAUAAUAUAUCCAAUAAUUAAUAUUGUUUUGCUACCUAAUAUACUAUGGAUGUUAUUUGAUGAAAAAAUGGAUUGGGUUGACCUGCAAUCAGUGCUUAUUUACAAAUCAUAACAUGAGUUCUAUUGAUAGAAUACCACUUUCAAAUUGUGUGCAUGUUGACAUUGUUACAUGGAAAAAAGUUUGAAAUGGUUCAAAAGUGUUUAGGCACAUGGGUCCAUAUUUGCAAAGCUGAAUGUAAAGCAAAAACAUAGGAACAAGGAAGUGAACUAUAAACAACAUAUCAGAGAUGCAGUUUAAAAUGCAAAACUGCAGCAAACCUCUGGUUAUAUUUGUACAACUGUGCAGUGAUCAAGGCUUUGCCACAACAUCUGAGUCAUUAUUGAACUAAUCCUGAAAAACAAAAGAAAAACCUGUUGUUUUCACUGUAUCAUUCGGGCCUCAGUGGUAACUGCUGGUGCUUUGUAAAGAAUGUUGGUAUUUUAUUUAGUGUAAACAUUUUAAUUUCAUCUCUCUCGUUUAUGGCUUUGUGUAAGAGUCACUAUUUACAGUUAUAGUGAACGGUAGCGAUGCUCAUGCCCUCCAAUAAUUGUGCAAUGUAUGUGUGGCUACUUUAUAUUUUCUAAUAAGACAACUUGCCUAGCUCCUAUAACAGUCUUUUUUCAUUAUCUGGUACAAACAGAAGAAAAGCAAAGCCAUCUAUGUCAGCUCCGAGAGCCCAUCAAAAGCUCAUGACGUUGUUUCCACUACAUUAUUUUUGUCUUUUCAGUAACGUGAUCAGAGAUAUAUAAACAGUAUCAACUGUUGUCUUUUUUAUGAUUAUUAUAUUUGUAUGCCAUGACCCACAUUUGGUUGGACAGUUUAAACGUUUAUUUCCCUUGAAUGGAGGAACAAAUGCUGCGUUUUGAAUUCCCCCGAUUCAUUCUUGUAUGACUGAUGCUGGCCAUGCUUCUACAUUGUGACUAUAUCAACAUCCACCACAAAGUGCUUUUCCCAGUUUUCCUUCAUGCGACAAAUCAUAAAAAGAGUUGCCAAAUGCAUGAAUGCCUUGAACUUUGAUGUUUUGGGACAAAGCAGCGGCUCUACAUUCUAACAUGCAUGACAUUGAAACAAAUCAACUUUAAAGCAACUUCUCAACCUCUCUACAGCUUCAUAUUAAAAUACAUUCCAUUUAUAUGAGUGGCAUCCCUUUAUGCCAGAGACAGUGUAGAUCUAUAGUGAGCCUAAUAUGUGCAUUAGCUGCUAAGCUUCAUUAAGCCAGUUAUCUCUUAUGAAGUCUUGGGGAGAUGAUUUUUAGAGAAAAAAUCUUAAACUGACUAAAGGAAUCUCACUCAUUCAAGUUCAAAAACUGGUCCUGCAGUUCCGCACACACAAUAUGUUGGGGAUUUGAUAGCAUCACUGGUGGCAAUGGCAGCAUGUUUGGCUGUUUGCUGGAAGUUCAGUGCUUCGCUGGACUUGAACGGCACAUGUGAGGGAUGAAACUGGAACCUCUUAUU